Molecule: messenger RNA, 3301 nt
Organism: Esox lucius (northern pike)
Lineage: Eukaryota; Metazoa; Chordata; Actinopteri; Esociformes; Esocidae
Product: Mg_trans_NIPA domain-containing protein
Exons: 7
Coding region: 365-1477 (370 amino acids)
Biological process (GO): magnesium ion transport
Cellular component (GO): membrane
Molecular function (GO): magnesium ion transmembrane transporter activity
Source: RefSeq, a predicted model, not a curated record
AUUCACAUUAUAUAGACGAUUUUGUCGCUUACCGUUUUUUUGUUUUUCAGUUUUUACAUUUAAUAUUUUGUUGAAGAGUUUGUUAACUUUAUAAAAACAGGUAUGCUAUUUUACAAAAGUAAGAAUUUGAUCAUAGAAAAUAAUUAACACUUGACACGCUCACAGCUCACAAAAGAAGAUAUUCGGAUAUGCUGUGCUGUCAGCUGCUUAUCUGAACAAAUCGGAUGGGUCGGAAAAAGCAAAGGAAGAAAGUGGAACGCAACCUUGAGAUUUGUGCCUGACCAGUGCAACCUGCUAUUUCCACAAAUAUAAUUGGUCAAGACAGAGCCUGCAGCCUGACGUCUAUGUGAAUGACAGAUAACUUAUGGAUAUAGGACCGAACCGCACUGACUUCUACAUUGGCCUCUCACUUGCCGUCAGCUCAAGUGUUUUCAUUGGUGGAAGUUUCAUUCUUAAGAAGAAAGGUCUUUUAAGAUUGGCCAGCAAGGGGUUUAUGCGAGCAGGUCAGGGUGGAUAUGCUUACCUCAAGGAAUGGCUAUGGUGGGCAGGACUAAUAUCUAUGGGCGCAGGGGAAGCAGCUAACUUUGCUGCUUAUGCUUUUGCCCCUGCCACACUGGUGACCCCACUGGGAGCGAUGAGUGUUCUUGUGAGUGCUGUGCUGUCCUCCUAUUUCCUGAAUGAGCGGUUGAAUGUGCAUGGAAAGAUUGGCUGCUUGCUUUGCAUCCUGGGAUCCACUGUCAUGGUCAUCCACGCCCCCCUGGAGGAAGAGGUGGCCUCCCUUACUGCUAUGGCUGAGAAGCUCAAAGACCCAGGGUUCAUCGUGUUCGCUGUGUCUGUUGUGGUGAGCAGCUUGAUUCUCAUGUUCCUGGUUGCCCCACGCUUCGGCCAUAAAAACGUGCUUGUGUACAUCCUCAUCUGCUCUGUGAUCGGCUCCUUGUCGGUGUCUUGCGUCAAGGGGCUUGGUAUCGGUAUCAAGGAGCUAUUUGCCGGCACUGCUGUCCUAAAGGAACCGCUGUUCUGGUGCCUGCUCAUCUGCCUGGUGAUCUGUGUCAGCAUCCAGAUCAGCUACCUCAAUAAAGCCUUAGACAUAUACAACACCUCCAUUGUCACCCCAAUAUAUUACGUGUUCUUCACCACUUCUGUAAUGGCGUGUUCGGCCAUCCUCUUCAAAGAGUGGCUUAGCAUGACCACGGAUGGAGCCGUGGGGACUGUCAGUGGCUUUCUCACAAUUAUCCUAGGGAUCUUUCUCCUCCACGCGUUCAAAGAUAUCACAUUCAGCCGGGACUCGCUGCCACUGUACCUGAGGAAGGGGCCUCACGGGUCCCCCUGGAGCCAGCAGCCUUAUGUUGCUCUGUACAACCCAGAAAGUCAGCCCAAUGUGCUGGGGGAGGGGAAGCUGGCCAGGGAAGGGGGCUCUAAGGGCGGAUACUCACCAGAGGGCUCCAUAAGGAGAAACAACAGCUUUGUCAACAUUUAGCACCUGGUUUGGGGUCAAUUUCAUUUUUAUAUCAGUUAGUUGAUGGAAAUGUAUUUAGAUCAUAGGAAACCAUUCCAUCUAUUUAUUUAAUUUCAAGUUCCAGAAUUGGAAACUGAAUUGACCUGAAACCUGCUUUGCAAAAAUACCAAAUGUUCAGAGACUAAUUGGUGAUCCUGUGCUUUGCAAUACUUCAGCUUUCUCAGUUUUUAUGAUAUAAGUACCUGCGUAAACAAGUGGAAACUAUAUGUUUACUAAAUCGGUAAUAAAUCUGUCUUAAAAUCACAGGAUGGUAUACUGUACAGUCUAGUUAUGUCUAGCGAUAAGCAAAUUGCAUUUUCUUUAUUCCUUAAGGUAAACCUUUUAACAGGUUGAAAGCAUUCAUUCUACAUGUUUCCUUUUAUCUCUGGAUGUGGUUUUUCUACUGUUUAAGAAAACUUUGUUUGUGGCACUAUGAAUGAAUGAGAUCAAUGUUAAAAUAUAAUAAUGGACAGUGUGACCAAAUGGAAUGUAUUGAUGAAAUAGUUUUAAUCUGAACCUAUUGAUGCCCUCUACUGUUUUUCAGUGAACUGUAACUUAUUAAGUCUGUCUUGUACCUGUUUUUUUUUAUUGCAUUUUAAAAAUCUUGUAUUCUAAUGUGCCUAGCAAUGCCUCAUGCCUUACUGUAAGUCAAGUUAAUGCUGUGUUUAACUUGUAUGUCAUUCAAUCACCUGUGUCUCUGAAAAAGUUACUGUUUGUGUCAAGAUGGAAAAAGUCACUGCAAUACCUCAAUUGUUUUUCUUCAUGUACACCAGUGGUUUGCGACCAAGUGUACUUACUCUUUAGGGUGCUUAGCCUAUUCAUUGGAGGUACUUAAAGGGAUAUUUCAACUUAGAUUCAUAUUUGGGUAAAAUUCUGUUUACCCUUAGUUCUUGGUGGCCCAUGGAGUAGUUUUUCAAAACAAGCUAUUAUUUACCUAAUUCCCAGUCUGGAAUUAGCAUUAUUAGUAUCUGCCAAAUUCAUGAAUUGAAACUGUCAGUGUUAUCUUGCUCAAAGUAAUGUUUUCAUUUUUGUUAUAUAAAUCUAAUUUUCAACUAAACUGAUCCUACUUAUCUGUUCAUCUGAUGAACUUGUUGCAAAGUAGAAAACUGGUCAUUUAUUUUGGACAAAUGGUGUUAAUGUGUUUUUAGUGUCAACGUACCUUCAUGAACAACCAUUUAGCAUUUGCUAGCUACCGAUGACAGUAUUACUGAAUAACAGGCUGUGUGUGGUGGCUACAGAAAAUAAUUUGCAUAGUUAAUUUGAAGUCCCCAAACUAUGCCCCGUUUCGUCAGUAUGCAGUCAAAAAAUGUAUGCUGGCAUGACAUAACUUGAAAUGUAUGUUUUGCGGCUUGGGACAAACUGUUUCAAUUCAUGGAUUUGGAUGAGGUUAAUAAUGUUAAUUCCAGACUGGGACAGAGGUGGAUAAUGUGUUGUGAAAAAUGACUGCAUGGGUGUUCAAUAACUCAGGGUAAGUGGAAUUUCACCCAAAUAUGAAUCUAGGUUGAGUUAUGAUAUAUACCUUUAAGACUCAUGACACCAUAGGUUGGUAACAUGCACUUGAGGGGGUAUUUCAGGGUUAAUUCGUGUAGGAUGAAAUUCAGGUGGUGCAGUAACUGAAAAGUGUUGGGAACCACUACACUAUGAGAUUACUACUAAUACAUCAGUAUUUACUUAGUCAAAUUCUUACACAGCUUUUUUUUGCAUUCCUCCAAGUCCAUAUGCAAAACUAACCUAUUAUAGUCAUUAAUCUUGUUUUCAUACUGCUGACUUUGGUUGUAAAUAAACAUCUUAAACCAUUUCUACAGA